Messenger RNA from Trichobilharzia szidati, 343 nucleotides. NCBI's taxonomy places the organism in Eukaryota, Metazoa, Platyhelminthes, Trematoda, Strigeidida, Schistosomatidae. The record is from the annotation of a GenBank genome assembly.
UCGAAAUAAAAUGAACAACGUUUCAAUGAUCUUUGGCAUUUUCGCUUUGUUAAUCAUCUCGAAUUCUGUUACGGGAGGUAAACAGGAAGUCAAGAAGGUUCCAUUCAUUGUGGAUGACAGUGGUGAAAUGAUUCUUACAAUUGAUGGAGUAAAGUACUCACUAGAUUCUAAGCUCGUAUUGAAAGUGGAUGAUGGUAAAUGUUGGACUAAAAUUGAUUUUACACGACCAACUGAAGCAGAAUUGAAGGCUAAGAAGGGCACUCGUCAAGUAACUGACUUUUGUGAUAAGAUUAAUCAACCAGAGGAAGAAGAUGAUAGUGGAUCCGAGGAAGAAAAAGCAUAA